This is a messenger RNA of Eruca vesicaria subsp. sativa (arugula), 993 nucleotides long. The record is from the annotation of a GenBank genome assembly. NCBI's taxonomy places the organism in Eukaryota, Viridiplantae, Streptophyta, Magnoliopsida, Brassicales, Brassicaceae.
GCGCCACGGAUCCUUGGUGCUUACACCAGUCUGUUAAUUGUUAAUCUAAUUUGGUUUUCCGGUGAGAUAGAUGGAUAGAUGAAUUAGGGUUUAUCACUUUGUUCGCGUCUCCUUCUCUUCAAUUCUGCCCUUGCUGUCUUCUAUUACUCUAGAAAAUUAGGGUGAGGAGGAGGACUGCAUUGAUACCCCCAGCCAGCUGCGUUGUGAUUGGAAGCGUGGUUGAGGAAGAGUUAAUAAUAUGGAUGAACUCAGCGAAAUCUUGAAGAACAAUAGGACGCAAGAUAUCUCUUGGCUUUGCUCUCUCUCUGAAUCUGAACUGGAUUUGCUCAUCAGCUUAAAGAAGCUAGCCAUUCAUCGAGCUGAAAUAAGUGAUCACCCCGAACUAGCUGAUCAUUUUGAUCUCAAGUUGCUCCGAGCUCUCGGGCUUGUGCUAAUGGAACAUGUAAGAAAAAAGGAUGCUUGCCUUGAUCCAAGUGCUGGUCAUCAUCAUCAACUGAAUGGUUUGGAUAAGUGCAAUCUGUUGACAAUUAAUGUCGAUGAUACAGCCAUAGACAUUGAGGAGAUUGUGACUGGAAUCUGCGACAUCAAAAAGAAAAAGAAAAAACCCAUCAAAUUAACAAGUAAAUCUCGCAAAAGGAGGCGUAACAAGUAGCUCUGCUGCUGUUAGGGGGGAGGAGAGAAGACUCUUCAAUAAUGGAACACAUAUAUAAAAGGAAACAAUCAGGAUGUUUAUAUCAGCAAGAGCACAAAAGAUAGGAGGAUUUUGACCGAACAAAAUAUGCAAAAGCAUAGUGUGGUUGGCUUCUUUGGCCAAGCAAGAAGCUUACGUUGUUGUUGUGCUGUCUCUGUCUGGUAGAUUUAGAAAAAAUGGAUAGUUAGCUAAGGCAUGAUGAUGAUAUGAUUUUGUUUGUUGAUUUCAUAUCAAGGAAGGGAUUUCGUAGUAUGAGGACCCAAGUGUAUCUUCUUCAUCUCUAGCUUUGUUUUCAAAUGUUC